AUGUAUAUGUACUUACAAGUUCACACGGAGAGCUACAAUAAUGGAAAAGCUGACUCAAGAAGGGCUAGAAAAGAAACAAGAGUCACGGAACAAGUAGUCACUUUCAAUCUCAGUAUACAGUACACUAGCGCGACGUGGUGUGUGUGCAAAACAGGACUGAGUGACUCAGUGCUACAAAAGACAUUAGACUAUGCUUGCGGGAAUGGAGCUGACUGUAACCCAACUCACCCAAAAGGGUCUUGCUUCAACCCCGACAAUGUUAGGGCUCAUUGUAACUAUGCUGUCAAUAGCUUCUAUCAAAAGAAAGGUCAAGCUUCUGAAUCUUGUAAUUUCACUGGAACUGCCACUCCUACCACAACUGAUCCCAGCUACUCAGGAUGUGCAUUCCCUUCUAGUGCUAGUGGCUCUGGAGGAAGCAGCAGCACCGUGACGCCAGGCAAAAGCAGUCCAAAAGGAAGUAACACCAUCACCACAUUCCCCGGCGGAAACAGUCCAUACACCGGCACACCAACCACCGGUUUAUUAGGAGGCAAUGUCACUGAUGCUACCGGAACCGGGUUUAACCCGGAUUACUCAACCGAAAGCAGCGGUGUCACGCUCCGUAACUCCAAGACCUUAUUCCUCUGCUUGAGAACAAUUAACAAUGUAAAACCGAAUCGGUUUGAUACGAAUUCGAUUUCGUUGUUUGGGGAACAUAAGCCUCUAGUUCGGUUAGAGUGUCCCCUCGAAUCGAUGAAGAACAGAGACAAUAAUCCUUCAGUAAGAUCAUCGCUUCUUUCGAUUCAAAUUCCAAGAUUCGAGAACAGGGAUAAAAGUCCUGCGGAGCCUUGUCACAUAUGUGGGGAUAUCGGCGUUGGGAAUUCUAUUAUGACUUGUUACAACUGCAGAGAAGUCAGAGAGCAUAUUUAUUGCGCAAAGAUCCGUUUACGAUCUUUACCGGACAUGUGGCUAUGUCAAGCGUGCAGAUCCUCAACUCGUGUCUUACAUAUUUCGAACAAGAAGAAGGCUUUAUCAACCGAUUAUAUGUUAUCCAGUAGUGAUGAUCCAAGCAAGAAACACAAACCGCCAUUUCUCGCUUUUCCUUCUCCAAAGAGAAAACGCCGGACGCCUCGGUUUGAGGUUACUGAAGAGACUAACAGUCGUCAAGGAUCUCAAAGCUCGUAUCCUUGUGUAUUUCGUCAGAUUAAUUGAGACACUGUUAACUUCACCUGAGCUUAUUUGCUUAAGUAAUUAGGGCUCGUAGAGUUUUACUCUCCUUGGGGUUCAAGUUACUUAAUUACUGGCUAUGUAACGUUGGUUUCAUGUCAUGUGACGUCCUGUGGUCGCCAUUCUAUCUUGGUCACUCUGCCUCCUGCUUGAAACUCACUUUUUGUGCUUGUUUUAAAAUUUUAUUUUCAUCAUAUUUCAUGAUUAAAGUUUGUAUUUUCUAAACUAAAAAAAAUGUUGGUUCAAAUUUUAUUUUGAGAGCUC
Molecule: messenger RNA, 1470 nt
Organism: Thlaspi arvense
Lineage: Eukaryota; Viridiplantae; Streptophyta; Magnoliopsida; Brassicales; Brassicaceae
Source: the annotation of a GenBank genome assembly